This is a messenger RNA of Suillus subaureus, 714 nucleotides long. RefSeq lists its product as uncharacterized. The record is from RefSeq and is a predicted model, not a curated record. The transcript has 3 exons. NCBI's taxonomy places the organism in Eukaryota, Fungi, Basidiomycota, Agaricomycetes, Boletales, Suillaceae. The annotation marks the transcript as partial.
AAUGCACUUGGCGGAGAGGAAGGGUGUGUUGGUGACAAUUAGGGAAGAGGAUGCAGUACGGGGUAGUUUGCCGGAGAUUUGGAAUCUUGGGAAGACGGACAGGAGAAACCAAGCACCAGUGUUGUUGAGAUCUUCCAUGGUCUCUUGCUUUGCACUACCUUUUCUUGCCAUCGGCUUGGCCGACGGGACGGUGCUACUUUACAGGCACUUGGACCAGUCGCUAUCUCCCGCAGUGUCCCUGACUGCACUCCCCCGUACCAUCCGUGAAUCAUCUCCUAAACCGAUCGCUGAUCUUGGUUUCCGAGAACUUCCAAGUCCUACCAACGCCGAUGCGAAGGAUAACAAUGCGAUAAGACACAUACACUGAUUCUUUGCACAGCUAUACCUGAGAUCUGGUUAUACUCUGGGGAUGUAUGAGGUCAUUUUACGGUUUUGGAUGGUCAAGCGCAACGCAUGGCCAUCCGAGUCCUCCGCAUCAACAGAAGUCAUACAGGCCCUUGUACAAUAUGGUCCAACGCAUCCGCACCUCUAUGAGCUGGUGCUGCACUUCUUAACAAGCAUGCCGGAGCUGCUCAUGCGGCACCAGGUGGAUAUGGAGAAGAUUCUAGGGAGAUGACGACUCAGCAUUAAUGAUCACUGAAGUAUGGUCCUUCCAAGAUUAAACUUCUGGGGGAGAAUACCACCAGCACCCCAGAGAAUCCAUAAUCGGUGAGG